GUCGCGUCAGCAGUGCCCUCUCAGAGCGCGCGUCGGUUGGACGCUGUUCUACCCUACACCUGAAUUCCGUUUAGUCGAACUUCUCGGAACAAUGACGGCGAAUCGUUGCGAUUGAUGGGCCCUAAUCGGCAAAGUGAUUGUGUACCUGCCCAGUGUUCAUGUAAUGACUGUUUUACGAUCAUUCGGGAUUAUGCCGUCAACUGAAGAAUUUGCUCAAAAAUUCUUAAUGGUGCACAAUGAAGAGUUUCCAACAAUGACUUUGUCAGCGUAACUGAGGAAGAAAUAAGAUUUAGAUUUUGCUACGAUCGAGAAUAUCCAAAAUGGCAAUAAUGGGCAGGGUGAGUGUGCGCCGUACGAGUGCCGUCGUGCUCGUGACAGCGGGCGAGGUGUCGGCGCGCGUCGCCGGCAAGAUGGGCGGCUACUCCAACAAGAAGGGAGGAAAAUCAACGAGCGGAAUAAACGAAGAGAUUAUCUGGAUCAGCAUAAGCAUGGCGAUAGCGAUAGCAGUGCUUAUAGCUAUUGCUCUCUGCUACAUACUUAAGGAGAAAUGCACAAAAAGACAGGCUUACAAAGAACAGUCAUGACGAUACAAAGAGGAGUUUGCGAAGCACGCCCUCGCAUCCUCCUUGACUGAUUUGGAGUUCCCGUCAUACACGUUAUACCCACAGUACUCUCCUGACGGCAAGGAAUAUUACUAUAAUUUUCAUCGCUUUUCCUACCUUAGAAAUAGCUUUAAGCUACCUCCCAAAGAUUAUCCGAUUAAACAGAAGGAAGAGGUAUACAUCAAUGCGUGAUACCGUGAUAUAAAUUAAUACCGUAGGUAUUCAUAAAAUUAAACAAAUUGGCAUCGAAAUGUAAAAAAAAAAUGUAAUUGUUAGAAAAAUGUGUUUUAUAAUAAGACGGUAAAGAUUGGAUGGCAGAAAAUUAAAUAAAAAAUAUUUAUUAGUAUGAGUGAAAAAGACUAAUAAUUUAUAACUACAUACAUGUAUAAUCUCGUUUUUUUUAUUUACAUACCAUAGU
Messenger RNA from Galleria mellonella (greater wax moth), 1020 nucleotides. RefSeq lists its product as uncharacterized. The record is from RefSeq and is a predicted model, not a curated record. Bases 321 to 584 code for a protein of 87 amino acids. NCBI's taxonomy places the organism in Eukaryota, Metazoa, Arthropoda, Insecta, Lepidoptera, Pyralidae. The transcript has 4 exons.